AUGGACCCUGACAAUCAGCAGGCCUGCGAGCACGGUUUCGGUGGCAAACAUCAGGAUUUACCCGUCAAUGCUCCAAUACAGGCCCGUGAGUACAAUCUCGCUAGUCAAACGUAUGCAUAUGGGCUACCUCAGGAUGUACUCCUUCAUGCUCCAAUACCGCGUUAUCCUCCAUCAACUCUUUUCAUUAAUGUCGAGGAUCUGGAAUACUCUUCACCUGACCUACCCAUCCAACCAACUCUCGUUUUUUCAAACGAGUCGAGUGCAAUAGAGAAGUCUGGUCCUAACGAUAGCUCAAAUUUCUGGCGAGACAAUCUGUUUAACCCAGCGUUGUCCGUCGAAUCAACUCUAUCCAUUAACAUCGGAGAUCUGGAACACCCCUUACCUGACCUACCCACCCAACCCACUCUUGCUCUUUUCAACAAGUCGAAUGCAAUGGGAAUGUCUGGUACUCAUGACAGCACAACUUUCGGUCAAGACAAUCUGCCUAUCCCACCAUUGUCCGUGACUCCUUUCCUUAAUGUCGGAGAUCUAGUGGAACACCCCUUACCUGACCUAUCCAUCCAACCAACUAUCGCUCUUUCCAACGAGUCGAGUCCAGUAGAGAAGUCUGGUCCUAACAAUAGCUCAAAUUUCUGGCGAGACAAUCUGUUUAACCCAGCGUUGUCCGUCGAAUCAACUCUAUCCAUUAACAUCGGAGAUCUGGAACACCCCUUACCUGACCGACCCAUCCAAUCCACUCUCGCUCUUUUCAACGAGUCGAAUGCAAUGGGAAUGUCUGGUCCUCAUGACAGCACGACUUUCGGUCAAGACGAUCUGCCUAUCCCACCAUUGUCCGUGACUCCUUUCCUUAAUGUCGGAGAUCUAGUGGAACACCCCUUACCUGACCUAUCCAUCCAACCAACUAUCGCUCUUUCGAACGAGUCGAGUCCAGUAGAGAAGUCUGGUCCUAACGAUAACUCAAAUUUCUGGCAAGACAAUCUAUUUAACCCAGCACUUUCCAUUGAACCUCCGGUUUUUCAGGCGAUUACCCGUCAUGAGACAAACAGGCACUACCUCGAAUCUCUGGAACAGUACAUCGUGUUCCUCCAUGCGCAGAUGUCAUACAUCGGUGCUCAGCCUUUGCCAAUUGAUCGUUUUUCCACGAAUAUAGGGUUGCGCGCUCGUUCUAUCAGGACUUUGCUUGUGUACAUGGAGAAUGUGAUGGCUGAAGUCAGCAAACAAGUUCAAACUCAGGAGCAAAGGUUUCGUGCACUUCAGAAUCUAUUUUAA
This is a messenger RNA of Lentinula edodes (shiitake mushroom), 1269 nucleotides long. RefSeq lists its product as uncharacterized. Lineage: Eukaryota; Fungi; Basidiomycota; Agaricomycetes; Agaricales; Omphalotaceae. Bases 1 to 1269 code for a protein of 422 amino acids. The record is from RefSeq and is a predicted model, not a curated record. The transcript has 3 exons.